GAUUUACUUAUGCUACUUUGGCACCAAAGUUCAAAGCUGAAUUCUUCGAUCCUGAUGAAUGGAUGUCACUCUUUAAAGAAGCUGGUGCAAAAUACGUUCUUGUUACAGCGAAAUCAGAGGAUGGUUUCGCCCUAUUCCCUUCGAAGCAUUCAUUUAGUUGGAACGCAGUGCAAACAGGCCCCAAACGAAAUGUCAUGCGCUUGUUAUCGGAAUCUGCAAUUAAAAAAGGGCUAAGAUUAGGCGUUUCAUAUUCUUUACAUCAAUGGCCUCUUGCGCUGGAGAACGAAUACGGGCAUGUCGAUAACCAUAGUACGACAAUUUGGUCUGAUAUAAAGCAGCUUGUUAAUGAAUAUCGAAUCUCUGUGUUAAGAUUUGAAGGAGACUGGGAGGCUCAACAGUUCUACGAAGCUUCUCCGGAGUUUGUAGCAUGGAUUUACAACAAAAGCCCAGUAAGGUUUGAGGCGGUAGUAACUGAUGUUUGGGAUGCGGUGCCUCCUUGUCAUGAGGAGUUACUUCGUUACGAUAAAAAUAUUGAUGUAUAUAAGAAAGAGGAAGAAUUGUCAUUGGACAUGGUAUCCAAAUUUUACAGGAGAUCUACGCGUGCAGACGACGUUAUUGGGAUAGAAGAGCUUAUUAAACGUUUAGUUGAAUUUCUUUGUUUAGGAUAUAACAUUCUGAUUGCCGUACCGCCAGCCCCUGAUGGUACAAUUCCGCUAAUAUUCCAAGAGAGACUAUUGCAGCUGGGAGAAUGGUUAAAAAUUAACGACGAAGCAAUUUAUGGAUCAUACCCUUGGUCAGUGCAAACAGAUUCUCUUAAUGAAGAGGUAAAGUACUUCUCUAGCAAGCCCAUUUUUGCCAUUGGAGAAAGAAUGAUAUACGCCGUGUUCACCAGUUGGCCGCAAAACAAUGUGCUAUCAAUCUUUGACGCUGCAUUUCUUGUGGACUAUAACGAUUAUCGUCUCAAGUUAUUGGGUGAAAACAACAAAAAUGAAUUAUUUUGGAUACGACAGGAACAAGAACUCCAAAUAUUUCUGCCUAAUAAAGUCACUGUUAAGUCUAAAUACGCGUGGAUUGUGAAGUUUGAGCCGAAGAAAUAAUUCAAUAAUUUAUUUAUUUUCUAGUUGUGAAUAAUACCCAUUUUCUUCUAAAAGCUAUGCUUCACGGGUUCUAGUUUUCAAUUAUUUCUUUACUUCGUAAAAUACCGACUGCCGAUUCUUUUCUUACUUAUUCAACAAGUUAUUUACGCAUAAAGAUUAUCAAAUUUGGAACUAAGUCCCAAUGCGUAAAAGUAUUUAAACUAGUUGUUUGCACUAUACAGAUGGCACGCGCGUUACCUAGACGGUUCACUCUUUUGUGCCAAUGUACUCUAUUCUAAAAAAAGAUGAAGCAAUAAGACGAAACGGAGCAAAUAAUAUUUCGCCAACUAUACUUACCUACAUACCGCACCAUCCUUCCCCGCUUCGUCUCGCGAUCUCUUGUACGAUGCGCACGUGUUGUGUCGCCGCGCGCCAUUUCAACGCACCAUGUGGCCAAUCGUUCCGAUUAUAUGUAAUACAACGC
Molecule: messenger RNA, 1560 nt
Organism: Hyposmocoma kahamanoa
Lineage: Eukaryota; Metazoa; Arthropoda; Insecta; Lepidoptera; Cosmopterigidae
Product: plasma alpha-L-fucosidase-like
Exons: 5
Coding region: 63-1097 (344 amino acids)
Biological process (GO): glycoside catabolic process; fucose metabolic process
Cellular component (GO): lysosome
Molecular function (GO): alpha-L-fucosidase activity
Source: RefSeq, a predicted model, not a curated record